Molecule: messenger RNA, 3045 nt
Organism: Darwinula stevensoni
Lineage: Eukaryota; Metazoa; Arthropoda; Ostracoda; Podocopida; Darwinulidae
Source: the annotation of a GenBank genome assembly
AUGGUGGUUAAUAAUGAGUUCAAUAAUACUGCACAAACAGAAGAUGCUAGUACAAAGUGUGGAGAGACUGAAGACAGUGUUGAACAUUCUGAUCACAAUACUGGAGGCAGUGAUCCACCACAGCCAAAUGACACCGAAAGUAUGCCUAACAUUAGGCAUCCUUCUCCAAUAGAAGAGGAAGGAGAAGAGAAAGCAGCAUUCUCUAGCACUAAUCCUUGUCAGGAUUAUUCUGUGCAUCCUGCAGAACAGGUUGAUAUAGAAGAACAUUGUGAUGUAAGUCAAGGAGAUAUGAUAGGUGAUAGUGUUGUUGCACAUGAACCUCCUGCAACUGAAGAGCAUGAUAUCCAACAUAACAAGAGUCAUCACAGGUCUUUUAAGAAGAGCUUUUCCUUCCUCAAGAAGUUUGCUGAAAAGAUUCAUAAAAAAGACUCUUCUCCAUUGCCAAAGGGAUCCACUAUUAAGAAUGACAAAUCUAAGCUUGAAGAUGAACAGGUUGAGAAAAAUGCUCAAGAUGAGGUAUUAAAGGAACCUGUGGGCAAUCUAGCUGAAUCUUUAGAGCAUGGGAAUGCUUCACCUCUUGAAAACAUUGACAAUGAAUCUCACAAGAGCCACAAGACUUCUGCCUUCAUUGAGAGUUCUGAAGUUCCUGCUAUACGAGUUGAAAGUGGGACCCCUGAUUCUGAUGAACCUCAUGAAAAUUCAAACCUACAUUUGGAAACUGAGAAUGAUGGCACUUACUCUGGUACAGUUGAGGCCAAUUAUAAGGAAGAUCCUCUUCAGGACCAGAAACUGCCUGGAAAAGUUGCAACUGCUAUCAAGAAAGGAAAGACACGAAAAUCAGUUAUGUGGAAUCUUAAAAAGAGACUGCGUUCCAGAGGACAUGCAGUACCUGAGUCUGAGGAACUUCAUGGGACACAACUGUCAGAUAGGGCCAGGGUUGAGAAAGAAGAUGAAGAGUCAUGGAUACCAGAACCUUCUUUAAAGAAUGAUGAUGAAAUCCAGGAUGUCUUGGUUGAUAGAUCAAGUUCUGACUCCCUAACAAGACUAAAUGAAAAGAGAAGUCAAAAUACAGAGGAUGAGGAUGACAAGAUGAUCUAUGAUAAAAUUGAAUACCCUGGAUCAAGAUUCACCAACAAGACUGUUGAGGACAAUGAUAAUCUUUUUGGAGUUGUUAUCCAUGAGACAGGUCAUCUAGCUGAAAAGUCUGUCUCUCGUUCAUACUCUGUAAAGCUGCAUAUAUUAGAUAUGGAGACAGGGCAGUACUUCCCAAGAAGACAUGCAGAUGAUGGCAACAGAACAUUACCACCUCUGAUGACACAAUUUUGCAAGUUGACAUGGAACCGUGCACCUUGUUGGGACGAGGUGUUGGUUGUGGAUGAAAAAUGUUCAUACAUCAUGGAAGAGACUUCCUCUGUAAUACUCUUGUUUGAAUUGUGCUGCCAUGACUUGAACAAAGCAGCAGAAGGUCAUGAGGCAGGGAAAGUUCCAGAGAUGGAAAGUCUGGCAUGGUCUUUCCUUCUCAUGUCCAGCCAUAAUGGUCAGUCUAAGAGAGGACAUCGCAUGCAGUUGCAACUUUACAGACCUCCAAGGAUGACCCCAAGGAUAAGGCCUAAAUGGGCCAGUUCCACAGAAAAUGAAAAAAAGGAACAUCCCAAUGAAGGCAAAGCAGACAUUGAAUCUUCUAUUAAGUGGUCUCGUCUACCCGGUCAGAGUUGUCGAAUACCAAAUUCACAGUGCCUUAGUCUAUCAGCAGGAAAGAAAGGUUGCACUGCUCUUGCCUUCAGUCACAAUGGUCUUUAUAUGGCUGCUGCCUGUCAUGAUGAAGAUUCCUUUCCAGUCAAGAUCUUCAAGAUUCCUUCAGGAACAUUGCUGAAGACUAUUUCACAUCAUUCAGGCAUAAUUUACUCUCUCCAUUGGUCCAUGGAUGAUAACCUACUUCUAUCUGCUUCCAGUGAUGCCACAGCACUUAUUGCCUUCAUCAAUUCUGAUUCUUUCAUGAUUCUUCCUCACCCAUCAUUUCUGUACACAGCUGUCUUCCAUCCUUGCCAUCCAAGCAUUGCUGUGACAGGCUGCUUUGAUCAUGUCAUGCGCAUCUGGUCCCUUCCUCUGAAGCCAGAUAGAAUUCCCCUACUUAUGCUGGAGUUGGAUGGGCAUUUGGGAUAUGUCACAUCUUUGUGCUUCCACACAGAUGGAAGUCUCUUAUAUUCUGCUGAUAGUAAAGGUGCAGUUGGCAUUUGGGAAGGAGAUUGGAAGCAAGGAACUGUCACCCUAAAGAGACUUUUCUCUCUAAGUGAGAUGGCUGGUGUUGUGAUCAACCAUCUUAUGCUGUAUCCAGGAGGGCGUCGCCUCCUGCUUUGCUGCAGGGAUUCCCAGAUGGUCAUGCUUGACACAAAAAUGUUGGGAGUGAUGCAGACAUAUAAAGGCUUCUUGAGUUUUAAAGAAGCAGUUGGAUGUACCAUCACCCCUUGUGGCACAUACAUCCUCUCUGGAAGUGAGGAUUCUAUCGUCUAUGUCUGGAAUACAGAAACUGGGGAGCUGGUGGCUCGUUACAACUCACUUUCAUUUGCAAGGACUGUUUGCUGUGUUGAGUUCCAUCCACAUGAUAACUAUGUUGCCUUUGCGUCUGUUGAGAAGCAAGCACCAGUUCAGGUAUAUUUUUAUAAAAAAUCUGAUUCUGACUCUGAUGCAAUCAUGUUGGUGCCACGGCAAGUGAGAGAUGCAAGUGGAUCUUGGUACUUGAGAAGACCAAGUGUAUCAGAUUUGGAAUUAGAGAAUGACAUUAAGGCUUUCUACAAUCCUGUUCGAAGAAGAGCAACUCUUGAGAUGGAUCCUGGAGAGAGUGAAAAAUGGCAUAGUGUCCUCAGAAAGAUUGAUGCUGUGAUAGCAAUGGCUAAGUAUCCUCUACGAGCUGCAGCUCCUUUUGGCUAUAAGCAAGAGCAUGAACUGGAGGCAGAAAUGUGGGAGAAACCAAGAAAUGGGUCCUAUCAUACAGAGACCAAGACGAAGGCGAAGGCAGACAAAGCCUUCAAUUCAGGUAAGGAAUAA